Asparagus officinalis (garden asparagus) is the source of this 465-nucleotide messenger RNA. RefSeq names its product ethylene-responsive transcription factor ERF053-like. The record is from RefSeq and is a predicted model, not a curated record. Bases 1 to 465 code for a protein of 154 amino acids. NCBI's taxonomy places the organism in Eukaryota, Viridiplantae, Streptophyta, Magnoliopsida, Asparagales, Asparagaceae. The transcript is spliced from 2 exons.
AUGGCCAUGGCGUAUGAUCGGGAGGCGUACAGACUUCGGGGCGAGAACGCUCGUCUCAAUUUCCCCGAACUCUUCCUUGGGAAGAAUAAAGAAGCGAUUGGAGGAGACGGAGAUCAAGGGACUUCUUGUUCGCCGUGUGAAGCUAUGCAGACCGAAUCUGUAAAGGUCAAUGCUGAGGAGGAGGAGAAACCUGUCGUAUCUGAUCCCCAGGCAGUAGCUACUGCUGCAUCCCCGGCGGAAUUUGUGUGGGGGGAUGCAGAGGAGGCUUGGUUCAGUACGUGGGGGCCGGGGAGUUCUGUGUGGGAUGAUAUCGACGGAGCCAAUAGCUUAUUUCUACAGUCGAGGCUCUCGACAUUCGCUCCUGAUUCUGCGAUGGAUGCGCAAGAUCAAAAUCAGGGGACGUCCACAUCUUCAGCUAUGGUUGCAGUUGCAGUUGCAGUUGCAGUUGCAGUUGCACACAUGUAA